Molecule: messenger RNA, 1380 nt
Organism: Nothoprocta perdicaria
Lineage: Eukaryota; Metazoa; Chordata; Aves; Tinamiformes; Tinamidae
Gene: NR1D1
Product: nuclear receptor subfamily 1 group D member 1
Exons: 7
Biological process (GO): hormone-mediated signaling pathway; cell differentiation; positive regulation of transcription by RNA polymerase II
Molecular function (GO): zinc ion binding; nuclear receptor activity; RNA polymerase II cis-regulatory region sequence-specific DNA binding
Source: RefSeq, a predicted model, not a curated record
GGGCUGCCGCCGGGCGCCGCUGGCCGCACGCGUGACCCUCCCUCCGGCGCUGUCCCCGCAGGCGGCGUGAUCAGCUACGUGGGCUCGAGCGGCGGCUCGCCGAGCCGCACGAGCCCCGUGUCGCUCUGCAGCGACGGCUCCAACGGCUCCUGCCAGCCCUUCCCAGCCUACUUCCCACCGUCGCCCACCGGCUCCCUGCAAGACGCCCGCGGCUACGGCAGCGCCUCGCUGGCCUCCCGCGAUGACGGCUCCCCUUCAUCCUCCUCAUCCUCCUCCUCCUCCUCCUCGGCCUCCUCGUUCGGCUCCACCGGGAGCUUCCCGGCCGCGCUGCCGGCAGAUGAGCGGCGCCGUGGUUCCCCAAGCAAGGCCAGCGGCUCCAUAACCAAGCUCAACGGCAUGGUGCUGCUCUGCAAGGUGUGCGGCGAUGUCGCCUCCGGCUUCCACUAUGGGGUCCACGCCUGCGAGGGCUGCAAGGGCUUCUUCCGCCGCAGCAUCCAGCAGAACAUCCAGUACAAGAAGUGCCUCAAGAACGAGAACUGCUCCAUCGUCCGCAUCAACCGCAACCGCUGCCAGCAGUGCCGCUUCAAGAAGUGCCUGCUGGUCGGCAUGUCCCGUGACGCCGUGCGCUUCGGCCGCAUCCCCAAGCGGGAGAAGCAGCGGAUGCUGGCGGAGAUGCAGAGCGCCAUGAGCGGCCUGGGCAGCGCGGCACCGAGCGGCACUGAGGGCCCGGCUGCCGGCGGGGGCCGCGCGCCGCCCCCCGGCCCCCCGCCGCCCACGCCCCCCGCCUGCCCCAUGAACACGCAGCCGGGCGGGCGCAGCGGGCGCUCCGUGCAGGAGAUCUGGGAGGAUUUCUCCCUGAGCUUCACGCCGGCCGUGCGCGAGGUGGUGGAGUUCGCCAAGCACAUUCCCGGCUUCCAGGCCCUCUCCCAGCACGACCAGGUCACCCUGCUCAAGGCUGGCACCUUUGAGGUGCUCAUGGUGCGCUUCGCCUCGCUGUUCAACGUGAAGGAGCAGACGGUGACGUUCAUGAGCCGCACCAAGUACAGCCUGGAGGAGCUCUGGGGCAUGGGCAUGGGCGACCUGCUCAGCUCCAUGUUCGAGUUCAGCGAGAAGCUCAGCGCGCUGCAGCUCAGCGACGAGGAGCUGGGGCUCUUCACCGCCGUCGUGCUCGUCUCCGCAGACCGCUCGGGCAUGGAGGACGCGGCGUCGGUGGAGCAGCUGCAGGAGACGCUGAUCCGCGCGCUGCGCGCGCUCGUGCUCAAGACGCACCCGGCCGAGACGUCGCGUUUCACCAAGCUGCUGCUCAAGCUGCCCGACCUGCGCACCCUCAACAACCUCCAUUCCGAGAAGCUGCUCUCGUUCCGCAUCGAGCCCCAGUAG